Pungitius pungitius (ninespine stickleback) is the source of this 1853-nucleotide messenger RNA. Its product is annotated as Ig heavy chain Mem5-like. Bases 26 to 1090 code for a protein of 354 amino acids. The transcript has 5 exons. Lineage: Eukaryota; Metazoa; Chordata; Actinopteri; Perciformes; Gasterosteidae. Gene Ontology annotation, biological process: response to bacterium. The record is from RefSeq and is a predicted model, not a curated record.
CAUUCAACACAAGAAUUUGAACACGAUGACAUCUCCAAAGUUUGCCGUCUAUGUGACAUGGUUGUUCUUGUUGAAAAUGGCUCAUGCAACUGAUCUAAAAUUGUUGUCACCUGUGCGUCAAGAAAGAGGAUUUGCAUCAGUCGAUGUUGGAGGCAACAUUACUUUGGAAUGUUUCUAUCAGGAUAAAGAAGGAGCAUGGCUUUACUGGUUUAAGCAAACGCCGGGACAGAGACCAAAGCUGGUCUCCUCCUGCUAUUCAUACAACACAAAAGGCAAUUUUCAUCAUGAAUUUGAGAACAAUCAACGCUUUACACUGAAUUCAAAUGAAGUCGGUCAAAAAGUCAGUCAAAAUCACUUGACAAUUUUUGAUUUAAAAAUUUCAGACACAGCAACUUACUACUGUGCAUAUAUCACUUCAUAUGUGUUGACUUUUGCAGAGGGCACUGUUGUCAGUGUGCAGGGUUCUAGUACAAACAUCCCAGCUUUGCUCCAUCAGUCACCAUCAGAGACCAUCCAGCCAGGAGGCUCUGUGACUCUGAACUGUACAGUACAAACUGGGACCUGUGAUGGACAACACAGUGUUUACUGGUUCAAAGACUCCGAGGAAUCUCAUCCAGCACUCAUUUACACUGAUGGAGGCAGCACUGAUCAGUGUGAGAGGAAACCCAACACACAAACACACACCUGUGACUACAACCUGCCGAUGGAGAGCCUGAAUCCGUCUCAUGCUGGGUCCUACUACUGUGCUGUUGCCUCGUGUGGACACAUUCUGUUUGGAAACAGGACCAAGCUGGACUUUAAAGGUGAGGACUCUCAUAUCAUUGUUUAUUUCUUGAGUGGAGCUCUAGCAUUUACCAUCAUACUUAAUGUCCUUCUGGUUUUCUUACUUUGCAUGAUGAACAAGAGAAACCGCUGUGAAGAUACAGAGUCUCAUGCAAGAUGUUCAGCUCCCUCCACACCAAAUGCAGAGGAUGACCGAAACGAACCAAACAUCCAAUAUGCGGCAGUAAGAGAACACAAGAUCAGCAGAUCUAGAAGACAAAGGAACAACCUUGAGACCGAAUGCACAUACUCAGCUAUAAAGCCGUAGGAGUGUAUGUGCUUCAAAGGGGUACCAAGCAGACACUGAGGUCAUUUUGUCACUGUGUCUUUCUUGUGACUACGUGUUGAAGCAGCAUGUGACUGUAACUGUAUAAAUACAAGCUGUUUUAUCAAGGAAAGGAAAACUGGAACGAAGGUAUGACCUAGAGAGAAUAGUUAAAGGACUAAAGUCAGAUAUAAGACCCUCUGUACGUCUUUAACGUACACCAAGACUUUAACUUAAUUCAUUGGAUCACUAUUUAAAGGCCCUUUUGCUCGUCAGCUUCUGUUAGUUGUUUGCAAAACAAACAAGUUCUCGGAAAAUGUGUUCAAAACCGCACUCAUACAUAAAGAUUCCAGAUCAUCUGAUGUUUUUGAGUGUCAAACAUGUCAUUAUUGUGACGUAAUAAUCUUUUUGACACAAUUUUAUAUGUGAAAAUGAAAUACUAAAUUGUACAAGUCUUUCAAGUGUGACUGUAUAUUGGUAAUGGUAAUGAAUGUAGAUGAUGGAUAGACAAGAUAUUCUGCCUCUGACCCUUCUAUUCAUGCUUUUUUUUACACAAAUCCUUCUGGCCUGUCACAAUAUCCCCCUGAUGGCAAUAGAAAGAAUUAAGUUCAAGUCCUUCCGCAUUGGCUCCACGUUUCAGAAACAAACUUUGCCACCUGGGUGCACCACUCAGCACUACAUGCUUCAAAAACACAACACGGUGUGCUCCACUGCUCAUUUGCCUCGUUCAUUUGUUUUGCUGAGCAACAAUUUCAAAAUAAUAAAA